AUGCUUCAGUCCAAAGCAGUUGCUGUCUGUCUGAUUCUUCUCCUUGGCAGUACACUGACUGAAAUUGGUGCUAAAGCCAUCUCAAAGAGGCAUGUCCGUCGUGACUGGUUGAUCUUGCCCGAUGCAAUUGCAUUUUAUGUGUAUAAGGCUGUGGACACAGUGUCCCCUAAAACUGCAGAGGUGCUGGCAAAAGCUGUUCAGACUCCGUUAAUUCUUGAUUCCAGGAACUUCCUGAUACAGACCACAGCUCAAAUCACUGUGAAAGCUGAAGAAGCGUGGGCAAAAGUGGUGGAGAAAGUGUCUGGCUUCUGGCAGCAGCCAAAGAAAGAACCAGAGCAGCAAUAA
Gekko japonicus is the source of this 345-nucleotide messenger RNA. RefSeq names its product apovitellenin-1-like. Lineage: Eukaryota; Metazoa; Chordata; Lepidosauria; Squamata; Gekkonidae. Gene Ontology annotation, biological process: lipid metabolic process. Gene Ontology annotation, cellular component: chylomicron. The record is from RefSeq and is a predicted model, not a curated record. The transcript is spliced from 3 exons. Gene Ontology annotation, molecular function: enzyme inhibitor activity. The coding region runs from base 1 to 345 and encodes 114 amino acids.